Molecule: messenger RNA, 787 nt
Organism: Nicotiana tabacum (common tobacco)
Lineage: Eukaryota; Viridiplantae; Streptophyta; Magnoliopsida; Solanales; Solanaceae
Source: RefSeq, a predicted model, not a curated record
AUGUCAACCAUAGUAUAUCAAGGUUUUCAGUCAAGUUCUGAGUCUCAUAUCAUUGAAACAACUACCCUUAAGCUCAAAGUGCCAACCCCAACUCCAACAGAAUUUGGUCGAUCACCUUGCAUAGAAAGCAAUAUGGAAAAUCUUUAUGAAAAAUAUCAAGAUACAAAGAAGUGCUCCUCUAACAAAAAUGCAGACUUAGCAGGCUGGAGUUCCCUUCAAAAUCUCCCCACCGUUAAUUCUUUGAAUCCCAAAUUAGACUCAAAGGAAAAAGAAAACUCUUAUGUUCACCCUUUAUCCAAACAACCCUCUUCGUCUAGACUUAGUGAAAAGAGCCUUGCAUUAUGCACUGAAAAUUUGGGAUGUGAAACGGGAACUGAUCAUAUCAUUGAAAGCAGCAUUUUCUCAUUUUCCUCGGACGAGUCAAACACAGUACAAGCACAAUCAUCAGCAACAAAAACCGAUAUUCGAGUUGAAUAUACACCAUCUUCAACAACAAAUUACAAGGUGAUCACUAACACUGAAAGCUGCCGAAAACUUCCACCUCCUUUGACAACAUUAAGAGGGUCCAAUUCCCUACAAGUUAGCACACACAGAGAAGGCGGUAGAUUAAUCAUCAAAGCCGUUGAAGUUCCAAAAGUGCAUACUUAUCUUCAAGCUGAGAGAAGCAAUGGCCGCCUUCAGCUAUGUUUCUUGAAAGAAUAUAGAAGCUCUGCAUCUAAACUUGACUUAUUGGAAACGACCGAUGACGAGAACGAAGAAUUAAAAGCUGAAAAUGGCAUAUUUGAAA